CACCUGAGACAUUAAUGGCAUCAAAGUCUGUUCAACAGAUUUACUACGUAUUUCCAAAUUCUUUGUGUCCAUUUUGGUGCACGGUUACGGCUUUUCCCACCGAAAAUUAGGGGUUCUUUUUAGACAUGUCUUAUACCCAACCACCAUAGACUUUCACCAAACAUGUUGUAUUUUGCAAGCGAAAACCGCGUUUGCCUUUCCUGCUGUUGACACCGGAAUAGGCCGUCAAGAGAUAAAGCAAAUAUUACUAUUCAAAUUUGAUGCAAUUUCGAGACAAAGCGGCUCAAUUUACACAAUCACUUUGGCAACACACACGUGAUAAGUGUCUGAUGGUGUUGGCAAUAUGGCUGCUUUGAUUUGGGAAAGAAGCAACUUUAGCUACUUUUAUCAAACAAAUAGUGAACCCUAGACAUAUAUUUGGCCAGGAACUGAAUAUAAAUUCUGGCGAGACUGAACACCAAAUUUCAAUUUUCCACAGUUGGUCUGAGAAUUUCCGCCUAUUUAUUUAAUACCGGUGUUUUUGCCAAAUAUAUUGUGAUACAAACUUGUUUAAUAUUUUAAUUAUUUUCUCUCACAAAAUGGGGAAGAUUCGAAGGGUGAGAACUAAAAGACAUAUUGAAGCCGUAAAGAACAAAACGAGCGAGGAUAACAGCAACACGACAGAGUUCUUGCCAAAUGAGGUAUAUAUUUAUGGAAACUUAUUUUGUGAGAUGUGACAGUCAAUCAAUUGGGGGUACACCCCUAACACAAGUUAUUGGAUAAACACACAGUCAAAUAUAAGAAGCAAAUUUGAAAAAUCUCAAUGGCUGCCAGGCUACAAUAUUACAGUGUGUGGCAAACUGGAACCAUUUAUCUAUACUAUUUAUAAAGCAGCUGUACCCCACCCCACGCCCCUAGCAAGCACAAUUAGGGUAUCCCUAAAACCUAUUUCAGGAGAAUGUUCAAUAAUACACUAUUGUCUUUGAAUACACCCUCCACACUAAACACACAUGACCAUAAUUGUUUUGUCCAGAGGUCUGCCCCUACCUACACCCUCCUACUACAAAUUCUCAAUUUUCUUUUCAGUCAAAUUUACCAGCUUUGUUCCCAGUAAAUAAUUUAUUUGAACUGGCACAAGAAAAUGCUAAGAUUGACGAUGCUACCGAUGUUGCUCAAGAGAGUGGAAAGAUUAAUACUGAAGAGAAAUUGACCGCUAAAAAAGACAAACGAAAAUUAAGACAUGAAAAGUUCUUAAAAAGUGAGAAUAGUCUGACAAGGAAAAUUGUGUGGCUUUAAUUAAAGCAAUCUAAAAGACUUAAUCAGACUGUAAUCAUUUGCUUGCCUCGUAUUCAUUUAGAGCUUCAUACAAGCAAGACAGUCGAAGAGAGUUGCAAGGCAACCAAGAAAAGACAAAAGACAGUCAUAACCGGAGACCUAAAUCCACUGACCCAGGCUUUACUGGAUAUUGAUAAACUGCCAGUUAUCAAGCCAAAUAAAAAGAAAAGGUCUGAACGAGAGCUGCACCUAUGAUCUAGUACCAAACAUGCAUUUUUACAUAUGUUUUUUUCCUUAAGGCAUCUUGCAGUGUUUUAGUAAGUUAGCUUGGGUGAUAAUCUACCUUCCUUGUGGCUGAGUGACGAAUAGCCUACCAAGUCACAAUCUACCUCUGCUACAGGCCUUAAUUAAUUCCCUAAUCUUGUAAGGCAGACAGGGGUGCAACUGUUGGGGGUGUCACCACCCCCAAAGUUGAGCAAAUUUUGCCUAGUGUUGGGCCGUAAUGUCUGACAAAGCAGUUGAAGUUAUCUGAGGUAAAGAUAGAAAAGUUCACAAAUUUCAUGGCAGAUUGAUUGGUGACCACGCCCUUGUCGGGCAAGAAGAACUCACACCCCCCUAAUACCUACAGUCAAGUUGCGCCCCACUGUUAGAGCGCGUCACAGCUACAAUGCAAUCCUUUCCAAUGCUUACUGCCACCAUCACCAAGCACAUACAAGACCAGCCAAAGAAGUGUUGUUUUUGAUACAAAACUCCACCCUAUUAUAGGCUUACCUCUAUAGUAGUGUUCAGGGACGCCGGAACAAUGUGAAGGCAAGGGGGGGCAGAUUUUCGUGAAAGGACACUUUUGAAUUGAUAUAUACUAAAAAAGAUGUAUGCAAAACAUCGGGAAUUGAACUUCGUUUAAUCAUGUUUUCUAUUUAUUGGAUGUGAGGGGGGUCUCCGCCAGGCGAUUGUGCUAUAACUGCAUUUCUUGCGUUUUCGGAAGCAAAUUUGUAAAAGAAUUGCACUAACAUUUCUGACAAUUCGCUAUUUCGCCAAGGCAAUCAUUUAAAUUGAAAGGGCACCUUUGUCCACCUUGCCCCUCCUGGUAAAGGGCAAGGGGGGCGGCUACCCCUCCUGCCCCCCAGUUCCGGCGUCCCUGGUAGUGUUCCAUCCAUUUCUAGUUUUCUUAAAAGUUACUUAAUUCAUGAGGAGGGUUGUAUUUUUCUUAGAAGGAACACAAAGAAACAAAACAAGUCAACUUCAAGUGAAAGAAAAAGACUAAAUGCCCAGUUAGUAAAUUUGAUGUCAUUACUGAAACCCAUGAUCCAUAUUAUUGAUCAAAAUACUAGUUCAACCAAAACCCUAGUUUGAUGUAAUCAUCAAUACUCAUGACCAAUAUCAUCGACUACAUGACAUCCAUCAAAAGAGAUCACUGAUCAUUAUUUUUUUACUUUUAGAAUGUCUGAUAUGGAGAGAUUUCAACAAGUUCUUAGGCACCCAUCAUUCAAAUCAAAUCCACUACUGACUAUUGAUGAACAUGUUAGAAAUGUCAUAAAAAAUCAAACAGACAGUUGACCAUUUACAAUAUGUUUUCAAUGAAAUAGUAAUAUUUAAUAUCAAUUUAUGUUAAUAUUUUGAAUAAAUUUAUUUCAUGCAUAUGUAAUAUGAUUUCGAGUAUAUUUCAGCGGCUGUUUAU
This is a messenger RNA of Paramuricea clavata, 2932 nucleotides long. Lineage: Eukaryota; Metazoa; Cnidaria; Anthozoa; Malacalcyonacea; Plexauridae. The record is from the annotation of a GenBank genome assembly.